AUGAAGAUUUGGAAUUCGGAACAUGUGUUCGACCAUGAUUGGGAGACCGUGGUCACAGCAGCAUGGAGGAAAUAUCCGAACCCUAUGAACCAGGGAGUGACCGGCAUGGAUGUGCUGCGACAAACGCUGCGUGCUGGAAGGAUCAUGUCGGAGAGGAUCAUUCAGUCACAUUUUCACAUUCCAUCAUGGGUGACGAAGCUGACUGGAUUUUCUGGUACUCAGUACUCACACGAGUACACUGUCAUCGAUCCUGAAGCAAGAACUAUGUCACUCACCACAAGAAAUCUCAACUGCUGUCACUUUCUUCAAGUAGACGAGAAGCUCACAUAUACUCCAUUACCCGAUGAUCCCACAAAAACAAUUUUGAGACAAGAAGCCAGUGUUGUGAUUACACUGCCUGCAUUUGCUGAUUAUUGCGAGAAAACUUUCAUAGGAGUGUAUUCUUCCAAUGCUGCCAAGGGAAGAAAAGGCGUUGAGUGGGUGAUAGACCAAUUAAAGAAGGAGUAUGCCGACAUCUCAACAAAAGUCUCUGCUGAGGUUCACGAAAUGCAAGAGAAAGUAUUAAAUGCAUUCAAAGGUGCAGGUUCUUCGACAACGCCAAUGUCACCCUGA
Molecule: messenger RNA, 612 nt
Organism: Angiostrongylus costaricensis
Lineage: Eukaryota; Metazoa; Nematoda; Chromadorea; Rhabditida; Metastrongylidae
Source: the annotation of a GenBank genome assembly